AUGACACUUGCAAAUGGUAGCAGGGAUACUGCCACGCAAUGCAGCGACUCAAGAAUGCUUGACGGAGAUCAUAGUGAUUGGCUACACAGUAAUUUGACUUUCAUCUCUCAUGUGAAAUCUGGACAAGAUCUGCAAAAUGGAUCCACAUCUGCAAGAGGACAUGGACAAAAGAGCUUCGCUGAAAAAGUGAAUAUUGCAGCAAGAAACGACAGCGUGAUUCUUCUGAUCAGAAACGACAACGUGAAAGGGAUCGACCGAGUUGACACAAACAACGAUGAUGAGUCCGAUCCUGCAGGCAUUUUAGAGCCAUUUGAACAAGGUGCUACAUUGGAAGGCGAUGUGUUUGAUUCCUACCGAGUGACAAAUGGUGUUUCCACAACUAACCAGAUUGAUGAUCCUUAUGACUACGUGUACCACAAUCUACCAAGGAAGCAUCAUGCUUUGAAGCCAGUAAAAGACUGCGAACAUUGUGGAGCAAUGAGGAUCCAAUAUGAGGGUCCUGCUUUCUGUUGCAGAAAAGGGAAGGUGAAGAUAGCCACCCCUGAAGUUCCUCAGGAGUUACGACGGUUGUUUACAAGUCAGGUUGAUGAGGAUGCAAAAUAUUUCAGAAAGCACAUAAGAUAUUUCAAUAGCCACUUCUCCUUCACUAGCCUUGGAGUCACCCUGGAUAAGACGGUCAGCACUGCGUCAAAAACUGGGGUGUAUACAUUUCGUGCACAAGGGGCAUUGUAUUAUAAGAUGGACGAUCUGGUGCCUGGCGGUCAAGGACCUAGACAUCUCCAGCUCUACUUCUAUGACACGGAUGAAACCUUGGAACAUAGAGUUAAGCGGUCUCCAGAUCUUGAUAUCAAUAUCGUAAGGGCGAUUUUGAAGAUACUGGAGGAUAACCCGUAUGUGCAAACCUUUAAGAGCAUUGGAUCUGUUCCGAACCUGGACGAAUAUAGGAUAUCACUUAAUACAGAUAUAAGGCUGGACCAACGAAGGUACAAUGCACCCACAGCUUCCCAGGUGGCCGCGAUGUGGGUUGAGGGGAGUGACCCACAAAAUACCUUUGAUAGGCAAGUUGUGGUGUAUGGAAAAGGGGACCGUCCUAUAUUUAUUAGAGCUUACUAUGGUUGCUAUGAUCCUUUGGCGUAUCCAUUAUUCUUCCCGAGAGGGGAGACGGGAUGGAAUCGUUGGAUGCCAUAUGAGAAACCACCUAAAGUUGCAAAAUCAAAGAACCAGGAUGACACACCUAAGGUCGCUCAUGGUGAGAACCAGAAUGACAACGAGCAUGAACACUUGCAAGGUCUACAUCAGAGUUCAAAUGUACAGCUGGAAGAAAACACGGAUGAGGUAGAAGAAAACACAGAUGAGGUAGAAGAAAACACAGAUGAGGUAACAGAUGAUGAAGAGGAUCAGGAUGAUGAUGACACUGGAGGUAAACGAAAAUUUGUCAGCGCCAGGGAGUAUUACUGCUUCAAGCUACAACAAUGGGCUGUUGACAUGUACAUCAAGAUGGAGACAAUGAGACUUGAUUUCUUCUCCAAGCCUAAAAAUCAAAAGCGCAUUCGUGCAGAACUAUACCAGGGUGUUGUUGACGUUAUUGAUGCUGGCGAGACACGUGGUUCUGAGGUUGGAAAGAGAAUCGUGCUACCACGGACUUUUCCGGGAGACGGGUACGACAAGGUGAUAUCUGCAGAAAUUCCUGAGAAGGACAGGUACCCUCUAUUGCAUGCUUUGGUGGUGAAGCAUAUGCUCCACGGACCAUGUGGUGCUCUCAAGAAAAAUUGUCCUUGCAUGAUAGAUGGUGAAUGUCGAUUUCGCUAUCCUCGGCAGUUCUGUGAUGCUACGGAGCAAGGAAAGGACUCAUAUCCUAUCUAUAGGAGGAGGCAUGAUGGUCGCCGUGUGAAGGUCAGAGGAGCUGAGCUGGAUAAUAGGUGGGUUGUCCCAUACAACCCUGGUCUCCUUAUGCUGUAUAAUUGUCACAUCAAUGUUGAAGCUUGCUCUAGCAUCAAGGCAGUGAAAUAUUUAUUCAAAUACAUCUAUAAAGGACAUGAUCGUGCUUCAUUCUCAGUUGAUCCAGCAGCAGAUACAGAUGGUGGAGUAAUCAAUGAGAUUAAACAGUAUAGAGAUGCUAGAUUCGUGGGGCCACCGGAGUCUAUCCACAGGAUUUGCGCUUUUCCAAUGUACGGUGUCUCUCCCUCUGUUCUCCAACUUCAACUUCAUUUGGAAAAUAUGCAGUCUGUCACAUUCAAGGAGGGUGAUAAUCUAGAGGAUGUUAUCAGUCGGGAUUCUUCUUCCAACACCAUGCUCACUCAAUAUUUCAAGAUGAACAAGGUGGACCCUUAUGCGAGGAACUUCUUGUACAAAGAGUUCCCAGAAUUUUAUCGUUGGAUUAAGGGUAAGAAGAUAUGGCAGAUAAGAAAACUAAAGGGCCGGGGGCAGAUUGGGAGAAUUGUGUAUGCAAAUCCUGCUGAAGGUGAAAGGUACUUCCUAAGAAUACUUAUGAAUCAUGUUCGAGGUGCAACAUCAUAUGAAAAUUUGAAGACUGUGUAUGGCAAGUUGUGCGCGUCUUUCAGAGAAGCGUGUGAGAAAAGAGGUCUGAUAGAGACCGACAAGUCACUUGAUGACUGCUUGACUGAGUCUGCUACUUUCCAAAUGCCACGUGCUCUAAGAAGGCUAUUUGCAACUAUUCUGGUGUUUUGUGAGGCUACAAACAUCCGAUCAUUGUGGGAGAAGCACCUCGAAUCAAUGUCUGAGGACUACCUUCGGAACCAUCCCAACAAGGCCGCAGUAGAGCAGAUGGUCCUUAGAGACAUUAGGGAUCUGGUGCAUUCGAUGGGGAAGGAUAUUGGCAGUUAUGGCCUCCCAGAUUUGGAUCCGGUAGAUGAUGGGUGUUCAAGUGGUUACUCGAGAGAGGUUCAAGAGGAGAUGUCGAUCAUUCCGGACAAAAAAGAUAUAAAUUUGUUUACAUCUCUUAACACUGAGCAACGCGCUGGUUUUGAUGAAAUACUCUCUCACAUCGUCGACAAAAGGAGCCAGGUAUUCUUUGUUGAUGGUCCAGGUGGCACGGGAAAGACCUAUUUGUACAAAGCACUUCUUGCUAAGGUUCGUUCACUAGGACAAAUAGCUAUUGCAACAGCGACAUCUGGUAUAGCGGCAUCCAUCAUGCCUGGUGGACGCACCGCCCACUCAAGGUUCAAAAUUCCAAUUAAACUCACAGAUAGCAGCAUGUGCAAUUUCACCAAGCAAAGUGGUACUGCAGAUCUGCUCCGCAAGGCAUCUUUGAUAAUUUGGGACGAAGUAGCCAUGACAAAGCGUCAAACAGUUGAGACACUUGAUAGGUCCCUACAAGACAUCAUGGGAUGUGCUUUGCCUUUUGGUGGGAAGGUUGUGGUGUUUGGAGGAGAUUUUAGGCAGGUCCUUCCAGUGGUGACGCGUGGGACAAGAGCGCAGAUCACUGACGCCACGCUACGGAGAUCUCAUUUAUGGGAGAAGAUUAGAAAGAUACGCCUCACGCGUAAUAUGAGGGCACAAACUGACCCGUGGUUCUCCAGUUACCUCUUGAGAAUUGGGAAUGGAACAGAAGAGACGAUCGGUGGCGAUUAUGUGCGUCUUCCGGAUGACAUUGUUAUACCUUACACUUCUACAGAAGAACCAGUGAACAAGCUUAUUGAAGAUGUCUUCCCAUCGCUUCAUGAAAACACCGCAUCUGGAUCCUACAUGAGCUCACGUGCCAUUCUAUCAACCAAGAAUGAACAUGUGGACAAUCUAAAUACAAAGAUGAUUGAAAGGUUUCCUGGAAAUGAAAAGGUAUAUUAUAGCUUUGACUAUGUCGAGGAUGAUGCACGCAAUAACUACCCAAUUGACUAUCUAAACUCCAUAACUCCAAAUGGCCUGCCCCCGCAUCUUCUGAAACUCAAAGUCAAUUGUCCUGUCAUUCUUCUCCGAAAUCUUGAUCCUCACAACGGGUUGUGCAAUGGAAAAAGAUUGAUGAUUAGAGCAUUUCAAGAUAAUGCAAUUGAUGCAGAGAUUGUUGGUGGACAACAUGCUGGAGAUAGAGUGUUUAUACCGAGGAUCCCUUUGUCGCCUUCGGAUGAUAUUUCACUUCUGUUCAAAUUCAAGAGGAAACAGUUCCCCAUACGGUUGAGUUUUGCUAUGACCAUCAACAAAGCCCAGGGGCAAACCAUUCCAACUGUUGGUAUUUACCUCCCUGAGCCUGUAUUCUCGCAUGGCCAGCUUUAUGUUGCACUGUCGAGGGGUGUGUCAAGGCAUACCACUCGGAUUUUGGCCAAGCCAAAUAAUGACAUAGAUCCCACCGGAAAAAGCACGAAGAACAUUGUGUACAGGGAUGUCUUGGAGGGAUGA
Messenger RNA from Lolium perenne, 4350 nucleotides. RefSeq lists its product as uncharacterized. Gene Ontology annotation, biological process: telomere maintenance; DNA repair. The record is from RefSeq and is a predicted model, not a curated record. NCBI's taxonomy places the organism in Eukaryota, Viridiplantae, Streptophyta, Magnoliopsida, Poales, Poaceae. Gene Ontology annotation, molecular function: DNA helicase activity.